Molecule: messenger RNA, 3040 nt
Organism: Lycium ferocissimum
Lineage: Eukaryota; Viridiplantae; Streptophyta; Magnoliopsida; Solanales; Solanaceae
Product: pentatricopeptide repeat-containing protein At1g63330-like
Exons: 1
Coding region: 125-2842 (905 amino acids)
Molecular function (GO): protein binding
Source: RefSeq, a predicted model, not a curated record
UGACAUUUUAGUCAUGGACAUUGUCACUCAAGAUUUUGCUGGGCUGUGCACAUAAAAACCUUCAAAACCUCUGUUCGGCUCGCCGGAAAAAUCAUCGCCGACGACAUUUCCGGCGAAUUUACGGAUGUGUGCUACUUUGCGCCUUACGCGCAUCAAUUUCAAGGUAAGUCAUUUUCCCCUGUUUCCGACAACCUUGUACACUUCACAACUGCUAGUUUUACACACACACAAAAAUCUAAACCCUAAAGUUUCCAGCUUUUCUACUGAAAGCUCAUAUUACAGUUCAAAUUCAUCAGUGUCUACAAAGGGGUUUGAUUUUCUUGAACAGUUUUCCCCUGUCAAGAAUUUAUCAAAAUCUUGUACUUACACUGUCAUUACCUCAAAUGAGAGGCGUAAAAUUGUUGUGGGGUUGUCAAGAAUUAUAAAAGAUGAAAAAGGUUACCUUUUGGAAGCAUUUUCAAGAGAUUUUUGCCCAUCUAUUUUGGUAAAGAUUAUGAAGUUGUUUGAUGAUAGAGAAGUUGCAUUUGCAUUUUUUAAGUAUGUUGUUCAAGAUUAUUCUGAGAGUACAGUGAAGUCAUGUUGUAUUAGUGCUCAUUUUUUGGCGGCUGGGGAUUUGAGGUUUUUGGCACAGGAUAUGCUUUCUUGGAUCAUUAGGAGGAUUGGGAAAUGUAGGAGUGAUGAAGUUGUGGAGUUCAUGUGGAGGGAGCAUUAUAAGUAUGAGUGUAACUUUUCGGUUCUUGAUACAUUAAUGCGGGCUUUUUUAACCGCAGAAAUGGUUUCUGGUGCAUUAGAGAUUUGGAGUAAGAUGAGAGACAAUGGAUUGUGGCCGGGUAGGUCGGCUAUCAGCAUCCUAUUUAAGUUGUUGCUUAAGAUUGGUGAUUAUGGUAGUGUCUGGAAGUUAUUUCAGGAUAUGUUGCAUAAAGGGCCUCGUCCUACUAUCGAUAUCUUUAAUGUAAUGAUUCUUGGAUAUUGUAGAAAAGGUAGACUUCAAACAGGAGAAAGUUUAUUUCAUCUGUUGAGGAAGUUUGGAUGUGAGCCAGAUGUUAUUACAUACAAUAUUUUGAUCAAUGCAUACUGUAUUAGGGGAUGGACUUCAGAUGCAUUGGACUUGGUGCAGAUGAUGGUCGAAUAUGAAUGUAAUCCCAGUAUCCCUACCUUUAGUACGGUUAUCAAUGCUCUAUGCAAGGAAGGCAACGUGGUGGAAGCCAGAAAAUUGUUUGACGGAAUGCAAGAGGUGGGUGUCUUUCCUAGCACUGUCACAUAUAACGUUCUGAUGGAUGGCUACGUUAAGGCACGGGAAAUUUUUCAAGCAAGUAUGCUAUAUGAAGAAAUGAAAAAGAAGGGUGUAGCUCCAGAUGCUAUAACUUUUAACAUUUUGGUGGCAGGUCACUAUAAGUAUGGUAGGGAAGAGGACGGCGACCGAUUAUUAUGGAAUCUAACAGCGGAAGGACUUUUUCCAGAUUACUUAUUCUCCGAUGUAUCUAUUGCAGGAUUGUGUUGGACAGGAAGGUUGAACGAGGCUGUGGCAUUGUUGAAUAAUCUGCUUGAAAAGGGGUUACCUGUUAGUGUAAUAGCUUUUAAUUCCAUUAUUGCUGCUUACAGCAAAGAAGGGUUAGAAGAAAAAGCAUUUGAAGUCUAUAAUAUUAUGGUUCAAUUUGGUCAGACUCCUUCAGCUUCCACAUGCGCUUCUCUGCUCAUGGGUUUGUCAAUGACAGGGAAGCUGCAAGAAGCAAGAGAUUUAAUGGCUAAGAUGAUCGCGAUGUCCUUCCCUAUAAACAGAACUGCUUUCACCGUGCUUCUGGAUGGGUAUUUUAAGAAAGGGGAUGUAAUGGGAGCUAGAACACUGUGGGAAGAGAUGGAAAAUAUGGGAAUCGCUCCUGAUGCUGUUGCUUUUUCUGCAUUGAUAGAUGGGCUUGUUAAAGCAGGAUCUGUUGAAGAUGGGUAUGAUGCGUUUUUUCAGAUGAUUAGGAAAGGCCUCGUGCCAAAUAAUUUUGUUUAUAAUUCUCUAAUUACUGGUUUUUGUAAUAGCGGAAACAUGAAUGAAGCUCAGAAAUUAGAGAGGGACAUGAGGGAAAGGGGUCUUUUCCCAGAUGUCUUUACAAUUAAUACCAUCAUUAAUGGUUUUUGCAAACAGGGAAGAAUGAGAUUAGCUAUUGACAGUUUUGUGGAAAUGCAACGAAGUGGUUUACAACCUGAUAUCGUUACAUAUAACACCUUGAUCAAUGGCUUCUGCAAGGCAUUCGAUGUGGUUAAUGCGGAUAACUUUAUGACAAGAAUGUAUGCCAGUGGAUGGGAACCUGAUAUCACAACCUACAAUAUAAGACUUCAUGGUUUCUGUAGUACUAGGAGGAUAAAUCGAGCUGUUAUGAUGUUGGAUGAGCUUGUAUCUGCUGGUGUGGUGCCAAAUACAGUUACAUACAACACUAUGAUGAAUAGUGCUUGCAAUGACAUAUUGGACCGUGCAAUGAUUUUGGCUGCAAAGUUGCUUAAGAUGGCAUUCAUCCCAAACACUGUUACAGCUAACUUACUACUUUCUCACCUAUGGAAGCAGGGACUACCUCAGCGGACCUUGAUUUGGGGGCAGAAAUUGAGCGAAAUUGGUUUAGAGUUUGAUGAAAUAACGUAUAAAAUAUUGGACAAAGCUUCUCAUUAUAUACAAGAAAACGCAGAAUAUUGUACAGAAACAACAGAAAAGAGUCUCUUUCUAGACUUCCUCAUGUACAUUACCUAUGACUACAUACGUAGAAGCAGGGUUUAUAAAGAUAAUAAUGACAGCUCUUUUGAACUAGUUGAGGAUGGACCUUGUGGGUCCUUCAAGUUAGUCAAUAAAGCAACUGUGUAGCCAAUCUGAUGAAAGAGCAAGAAACUUAAAUGACUAUCAGCCCUGAAAUUCUUUUGGAAAGGACAACAGAAAAACCUACUGAAAGACCCAAUGUGGCUUCAGUAACUUUCUCAAAGGCUAAAGAAGCUUGGAUCCUUUAGAACCAAUGAUGCUUCCUGACCUGAAGUUGGUUACCGCAUCAUGAAGCUGCAGUUUCUA